AUGGCGACCAAAACUAGCAUCACCUUCUCUGUGCACGAAGUUGCUCCGGCCACGGAACCCUUUCCUAGAGUGGGCCUGAAGCACCUCUUCCAGCCUUUUUGCGACAAUCGCCAGGCACCUCUCAAAAUACUUGCGGUAGACAACAGCGUGGCCAAGACUUUGGUGAAGACGGAUGAUGAUUACCUGAGCAUCAGCAACGGAUUCGUGGGAGCUUGCGUGUCUGCAUGGAACGAGCACUAUGAUCUGGAGCUCAGCCCGGACGAUAUCUGGAUUGCCAUUGCUCAGGGGCUUGCAGCACAUGUCAAUGCAAACGCGAAAAAGCUCCGCGCUGCCUUCGUCGACCAUUAA
Klebsormidium nitens is the source of this 348-nucleotide messenger RNA. The record is from the annotation of a GenBank genome assembly. NCBI's taxonomy places the organism in Eukaryota, Viridiplantae, Streptophyta, Klebsormidiophyceae, Klebsormidiales, Klebsormidiaceae.